This is a messenger RNA of Alligator mississippiensis (American alligator), 1630 nucleotides long. RefSeq names its product putative selection and upkeep of intraepithelial T-cells protein 1 homolog. The transcript is spliced from 10 exons. NCBI's taxonomy places the organism in Eukaryota, Metazoa, Chordata, Crocodylia, Alligatoridae. The coding region runs from base 294 to 1340 and encodes 348 amino acids. The record is from RefSeq and is a predicted model, not a curated record.
CCCCUUCACUUCCCAGCCAGGGACACUUCAAGAGGAAAUCGCAUAUAUCCAUUUGGAAGAGAAAAAAGGGCUGUUUCAUCCUGGAAGGAAUGGUUCCAGUAAAACCUGCAGCUAGUUUAUGACUGCAUUUAAUUGUGAAACUUAAUAUUUUACAUUUUGAAUUAAUAUUUUAGUCCAUUUUAAUAAAUGGGAGUUGUCUCUUUGAGGAUUGCACAUAGGACAAAACUUCUAAGCAGGAUCAAUCAGGUUCAUACUCUUCCUCAUGCUCCUUUUACUUUUGUAUUUGGCUCACUAUGAAGAAGAAGGCCUCCUCAUUUCAAUGCUUCAGUGUGAGCAUGUCUCUUCCUGGUGUGAUCAUUUUCUUCAUGACUUUUCAUAUCUUCAAGCGAACAACAGCCCAAUUUAGGGUCAUUGGACCUGAUCAGCCAGUUACUGCCAUUGUGGCACAGGAAACCGUGUUGCCUUGUCACUUGUCCCUCAACACGAGUGUGGAGAACAUGGAAGUGAGGUGGUUUCAAUAUGAGCCUCAGACUUUUGUGCACCUCUACCACAAUGGGAAAGAUCAGUACAGACAGCAGAUGCCAAAGUAUCAUGGAAGGACAGAGCUGCUGAAAGAUGGCCUCAUGGACGGACAUGUUUCCUUGAAGAUUGUCAACACUAGACCGCCGGAUGAGGGGCCAUCUCACUGCUGUGUUACAGACGGGAUCUCUUAUGCAGAAGCCAUACUGGAACUGAGGGUAGCAGAGAAAUCAAGACAGGAGGACAUGGCCAGUUCCCCGCUGUACAUCAUUCACAUUCUAGCUUAUUUCCUUCAGGCAUCUACCCCCACCAGCAGAAAUGUGACUGAGGAGGCCGGCAAUGGACAGAAUUUAACACCACUUUCUGGAACCAGAUCCAAGAGGGAGGACGGCCUGUUUGAAAUAGAAAUCUCUAUCAUUAUAUAUGAACAUUCGCACCGGAACUUGUCCUGUUGGAUCAGAAACAACUUACUCAAUCACGUGAAGGAAUCGGCAAUUUUUAUAUCAGAUCCCUUUUUCCCAAAGGUGAAUCCCUGGAUGGUGGCACUGUGUGUGAUGCUAGUGGUAUUAUUCUGCUUUAUUCUCUUGACUAUAUAUCUCCUCAAGAUAAAGCGUGACCUUCAACAGAAACUUGAGAAGAAUCAUGAGCCAUCCAGGUUGUCUCUGCCAUGGCCUGCACAACUGCAGAUGUCUCUGUGGGAGACCGAGUCCUGCAUUGGCGAAGUGGAGCAGGAGAAAGUGAUUCUGGAUCCAGACACGGCUCAUCCCUAUAUCAUCUUGUCUGAGGAUGGGAAAAGUGUAGGAAGAGGAUCCAGAUGGUAGAAUUGGCCUGUCAACCCUAAGAGAUUUACUACACUUCCCUGUGUGCUGGGCUCUGACUAGACUAAAAUAGACUAGAAAAUGUUGGGAUUUGUAAAUGCCACUAGAACUGGAAACAACCUGCAUUUCACUGUUGCUUUAUGUAAAGUCUUAGUUAAUUUGAAAUGGGGCCAUUGCAAGGACUUACACAUUUGAUUUGGAGAAGCUUUUGUUAUUUUCCCUUUUUUCCUUGUUGUUGUUUAAUUUUUACCGAAUGAUUGGGUGUUCUCACAAUUACAGAAUUUAAAACUAUA